GCGACAGGAAGCCUUCUACGCAUGCGUAAAGUGACGUGGCAGUCUGCUAUUGGAUAUCGUAUCGUUCAUGCAGAAGGCUCUACGUGGAUAAAAUCUCGCAACAUUGCUCUCUAGUCUUUAUUACUUACGCAGCCAUUUUGCCACGUGUGUUGUAAGUCCUUAAAUACCUACAAGGUAUCCCUAUACACUUCAGGAUGGGUAGGGAGGACAAAACAACAUGGAAGUCUAAUUAUUUCACCAAGCUUGUACAACUAUUGGAUGAUUAUCCAAAAUGCUUUAUUGUGGGAGCAGACAAUGUUGGCUCCAAACAGAUGCAACAAAUACGUAUGUCAUUGCGUGGAAGUGCAGUAGUUUUGAUGGGCAAGAACACCAUGAUGAGAAAAGCCAUUCGUGGUCAUGUUGAACGCAAUGCUGCGUUAGAAAAACUACUACCUCAUAUUCGUGGUAAUGUUGGAUUUGUUUUUACCCGAGGAGAUUUAAUUGAAGUAAGAGACAAACUACUGGAAAAUAAAGUGCGAGCACCUGCUAGAGCUGGUGCCAUUGCACCCUUGAGUGUUAUCAUCCCAGCUCAGAAUACAGGACUCGGCCCUGAAAAAACUUCAUUCUUCCAAGCUUUGAGUAUACCAACCAAGAUUUCCAAGGGAACUAUUGAAAUUAUUAACGAUGUACACAUUCUCAAACCUGGCGAUAAAGUGGGAGCUUCAGAAGCUACACUUCUGAAUAUGUUGAAUAUUUCUCCCUUCUCAUAUGGUUUACUUGUUGAACAAGUAUAUGAUUCUGGCACCAUUUUUGCCCCUGAGAUUUUAGAUAUCAAACCCGAGGAUCUCCGCGAGAAAUUUUUGACUGGGGUUGCGAAUGUAGCCUCAAUUUGUUUGGCAAUUGGUUAUCCCACAAUCGCUAGCGCACCGCACAGUGUUGCUAAUGGCUUCAAGAAUCUGUUGGCCAUUGCUGCUGUUACUGACGUUGAGUUUGCAGAAGCUGCUACUAUCAAGGAGUAUAUCAAGGAUCCGAGUAAGUUUGCUACUGCUGCCGUAGCGGCUCCAUCAACUGCAGCUACCGACGCUCCUGUUGCAGAGAAGAAGGAAGAAAAGAAAGAAGAGUCUGAAGAAUCUGACGAUGAUAUGGGAUUCGGAUUAUUUGAUUAAAAAACUGUCGAAAGUAUGCAUUUCUUCGCUCUGACAUUGAAAUAAAACACUAUUAAUACGA
Messenger RNA from Odontomachus brunneus, 1206 nucleotides. RefSeq names its product 60S acidic ribosomal protein P0-like. The coding region runs from base 195 to 1145 and encodes 316 amino acids. Gene Ontology annotation, biological process: ribosome biogenesis; ribosomal large subunit assembly; cytoplasmic translation. The record is from RefSeq and is a predicted model, not a curated record. Lineage: Eukaryota; Metazoa; Arthropoda; Insecta; Hymenoptera; Formicidae. Gene Ontology annotation, cellular component: cytosolic large ribosomal subunit. Gene Ontology annotation, molecular function: structural constituent of ribosome; large ribosomal subunit rRNA binding. The transcript has 5 exons.